UUUUUUAAAAUAAAUAUUUAAUAAAAUAUUCGUGACUUUACGUUUCGGAUUAAAUGUCGUAAUUAACGCGUCUUACAUUUUUUCACGUUAAAAAUUGUAAAGUAAAAAAAUAUAUUAAAAUGUUGCCUCGGAGCGGUUGGGAGUCCCAGUCCCGCUCUUCCGGGUUGGGACACGCGUGGAAGAAGGUCCUCGGAAAGUCCCACGCUCCACUCCCAGAGAUGCUGCCCAGAUCCAGCGUGGGUCUGCGGGCACCUGUGCAGGAUGGCAGUGUCACCGACGUGCGCUACCGUCGCUUCAUCCUGGUGGCGCUUGUCAUCCACCUGGUGUUUUUCGCCUCCAUCUUCGAGAUCUACUUCAGCUCCCCGCUGGUGCAUGGAGCCAGCCCCCACGCCGCGCCAGGCCCCGCGCCCGCCCGGCGCCUGGUGCUGUUAGUGGCGGACGGGCUGCGGGCAGACUCCAUCUACCGUCCCGUGAGCCUCGGACAGAGCCGUGCACCCUACCUGCGGAGAGUGAUGGAGGAAUUUGGCAGCUGGGGCAUCUCCCACACGCGAGUGCCUACGGAGUCACGGCCGGGACACGUGGCCCUCAUUGCUGGUUUCUACGAGGAUGUCAGUGCUGUGGCUAAGGGUUGGCAAGAAAACCCAGUGGAGUUUGAUUCCGUCUUUAACGAGAGCAGAUUCACUUGGUCAUGGGGAAGCCCUGACAUCCUGCCCAUGUUUGCCAAAGGAGCAAGUGGGGAUCACGUUCACACAUUUUCCUACGAUGCAAAGAAGGAAGAUUUUGCUUCGAAAGACGCCUCUAAAUUGGACACUUGGGUUUUCGAUCAUGUCAAGAGCUUUUUAAAAGAUGCAUCCUCAAACGAAAAGCUGGCCGCCCAGCUGUCCCAGGAUAAAAUCGUUUUUUUUCUACAUCUUCUGGGACUCGACACAAAUGGUCACGCCCAUCGUCCUGCAUCGAGGGAGUACUUGGAUAAUAUCGCAAGUGUGGAUCACGGGAUUGAAGAGAUUGUGUCUGUAAUCGAAGAUUAUUUUGGCAAUGACAAAAAGACCGCUUACGUAUUUACUUCUGAUCACGGCAUGACUGACUGGGGGUCACAUGGCGCCGGGCACCCGUCUGAGACUCUCACUCCGCUGAUAGCCUGGGGUGCCGGGGUAAAUAGACCACAUCCCCCAGGUGGACAGAUACACACAGACACUCACUCACAAGAUUGGGGUCUUGGCCACCUUAAUAGAAUGGAUGUGAACCAGGCUGAUGUGGCGCCUCUUAUGACUUCUCUCCUUGGGAUUCCCUUUCCUCUCAAUUCAGUGGGCGUUCUGCCUCUGGGCUACCUCAACAACUCGGAGCUCUUUAAGGCAGAGAACAUAUUUGCAAAUGCUCAGGCAAUAUUGGAGCAGUUCCAGCUGAAAAUGAAUCAGAAGAAGGAAACUCUGUCCCCUUUCUUCACACCUUACAGGCCUCUGUCUGACAGCAGGUGGCAGGAUUUGUUGGCAGUGACCAGGACCCACAUUGAGCAGCGCAAGUUUCAAGAAGCCGUCAGUGCCUGCCGGGGGCUGAUUGACGUGGCGCUGGACGGGCUGCGGUAUUACCACACCUAUGACCGGGCCUUCCUGGGCACCAGCGUGGCAUUCGGUUUCCUGGGCUGGAUCAGCUAUGUGGUUCUGCUCGUGCUGCGCAAGCACACUGGCGUGCUGACGUCCUCCAGUGCAGGCACAGCGCAUAGAGACAUACACGCGGCGUCUGCUCUCGCCGUUGGGGCGGCGGUCGUCGUGCUCCUGCUGCUGAAGUUCUCUCCGUGGACUCACUACGUCUACUGCCUGCUGCCCGUCGCCACCUGGGGCGCUGCUACCCAAAGCACGGAAGAUUGGCGCAAGGUUAUGACGACAUUGCGGCUUUGUGGCCUCAAAUCUUUGCUCGGAGGUUUGCUCUUGUCAGUGAGUGGAAUUGAAAUAAUGGUUUUGAGUUUCUUUUACCGCGAGAUGCUGAGUGUGGGGCUCGUAGCGUUGGCUGUGUGGCCUUUUACGACUGUCCUCUGGACUAAAGACAAGCUCGUGUCUGGGAGCUGGUCACUCUCCUGCCUGUUGCUGGCCAUCCACCCCCUGCUGCCGGUGGUGGGGAGGGAUGCCAACAUCUCCCUCGUAGUGCUGGCCGGUGCUCUCACCGUCCUGUUGUCAGCACUGUUGAUGCUCGCGCUCCAUCGGGUGUUGAAAACGUCUGACUUCUCAUGGUGGCAGACCGCCACAUGUCUGACACAAAUGUGCAGUGUGGCGAUGUCGGUCUACAUUGUGAGCAGCACACAUGGCAGUCUUGCCGCAAAAGAGGGCCUGCCCCUCUUCAACCAAAUCACCAGCUGGGCCACGCUUGGGUCGUCUCUUCUGGUGCCAAUGCUGAGUCCCACCCUGGUGAUCCACCGCCUGCUCAGCGUGUACCUGGCUUUCAUGUCCCCCUACCUCCUAAUGAGCACCUCACACGAGGCCCUGUUCACGCUCUCGCUCGAGGGCCUCAUGCUGGCCUGGGUGUGCGUGGAGGCCAGGACGGCUCGGCUCCAGGGCCUGGCACCUCGUGGCGAGUUAUCAAAAAUGGAUUUCACCUCGUCUGCCUUUGACACGUGGAGACAUCUCAAACUGGAUGACAUCCGAAGGGGUUACUUUUUUGUGUUUUUUAUUAUAUCGGCUUUCUUUGGAACCGGAAACAUCGCCUCCAUUAACAGCUUUGACCCUGCAUCAGUUUACUGUUUCACAACAGUGUUCAGCCCCUUCUUGAUGGGCGCACUCAUGAUGUGGAAGAUCCUUAUUCCUUUCAUCGUAGUUAUGUGUGCUUUUGAAGCUGUUCAAGAUUGCACGCGACUUUCUUCUAAGAGCCUUUUCCUGAUUGUGCUCAUCUUGUCUGAUAUUAUGGCUGUGCAUUUUUUCUUUUUGGUACAAGACUAUGGAAGCUGGCUCGACAUUGGAACAAGCAUCAGCCACUUUGUGAUUGUGAUGUUAACAACGAUCUUCCUCAUGCUGCUGAAUGGCCUUGCUCACAUCCUGACGAGAAAAUGCAUUGCAUUUCACAACCACCACGUCAAGAUUCUCUAGCCAUGAGUGAGCUCCAGGUUUUAAGGGUUCAUUUCGUGAUGGGUUUAACUGCAAAUGUUUUAGUCAGUAAUGUGCACGACUUUGAAGUCGAACAUUGUCAUAACGUCCUCAUAUAUAAACUAAGCACGUGACGCUAUUUCACUUUUAUAGAACUCUGCUCACUUGGAGCAUUUGUAAAAGCCUGUUGGAAUAAUGUAUCGCCCCAAUAAUUGACUCUUAAGAUUGCACAUUUCGCCGUGUAAAUAUUUUUGGUUACCGACCUAUGUUCACUGUUAUCAUGGUGCAAUGAUUUUUGUAAUUGCAUCGCCAAUGUUGUGCUGUAAACAUUUUGUAUUUAUACCAUUCUAAAUGGGGACCUACUUAUUUAAAUAAGCGGACUUACAAUGAAGCAUUUUGUACUCUGGCCUAAAAGAAAUGAAUAAAAUUGGUACAAAUCAUUUUUGAUACACAUUAGUACUCAGUAUCUGCACCUUUUUUGAGUUCGACGUUGGAUGCACUGGGCAGUUUCUUUAUGAUUUAAAGUAUCAUGUUACGUCGCCAACGAGUUGGAUAUGGAAACGUAUAUAUGCACGGCCACUUAAAAGCCUUCAAUAACUGUCAUGGGAAAAAAACUGCACCUAAAAAGGGAGGAACGUUUGUGGACACAAGCUUUUGCGAUUACUUGGUUCUGAUACUGGCACCCGAUGCGACAGGGUGGUGCUGCCGCACGAGCGCUUUACAUCACGCAGCCAGCGGCCUUUAAAGAUGCACCUCCAGUGGAUGCGGUCCCCCCUUUGAGCACACACGUUGACCCAAAACCUGGCCUGCAAACGGACAUUAACCUACCAGUAGGGGGCCAAGAUUGCGAUGUGUCAUCACAAUCGAGUUUGCAGGCAAUUUCCAAUUUGCACCCCUGACACUGGCACACAAGAGCCACCUCCUCCUCUUGCAAAUGAUGUCAGGGGAUCUUUCGGGUCCACUGGGAAGCACUGUUGCUGUAUUGUGGUUAUUACUCAGUGCAAACCUUGAACCCGAACAAGUGGCGAACGCGCUCCUGCCAGGACAUGUCACCCUGUUGUAUAUAGUCUUUAAAAAUAAUAAAAGAUGUAAUUUUAAAAUGCAAUUAUGCAAAUACAUGCAAUUGUGCUAAUUAGGCUCGGCGUCAUUGUCACGGGUGUAUUACCAAUUGUGAUAAUACAAUGAUUCUCGCUUUAACUUUUACUGAUUGUUUCAGUCUAUUUAUGUCAGGUCUCAAAAUUCAGAUCUCACCGCAGGAUACAGUUCUUACAAUUCAGAAGGAACCACUCAGACUCUUGUGUUAAGCAACUUUAAUAUCUAAAAACACUAAUAUGCGAAUACUUAUGCUCGGAAUUGUCAACACAGUACUCCGGGAGAUGCCCUAAUCAUUGAUCCGUACAAUUAACCCUCAAUAGUUAGGUUUGUUAAAACUCAGCAACAGAACAAUCGGAUAAUUUCUCAGAGUAGGACGACCUUACACGGCGAUAGGAAGUCCUUAAAUAAAUAAUGACACUAUUUAUAUGAACAGUCAUAAAGAAACAUGUGCCCAAGACAAAAGUAGACACCAAUGAAUUCAUUGGUAAGAUUAUGUAGUUAAGAAAUGUCCCGCAACAAUGUGCGAGUGUAUGUUUAGCUAACAGACGCUUAUCAAUUGGCUAAUGGGCUUUAAUGAGAACAAUAGGCUACCCCUCAAGAGUAGCGCGACCCCACACGACGAUGGGAUACUUAUGUCUAGUGUGUCAUAAAUGAGUUAAUUGGUAAGAUUAUGCAAUUAACGAAAUGUCCUGGAACAAGUGUGCGGCAGUGUGCCUGUUUUCCUAACAGAUGCUUAUCAAUUGGCUAAUGGGACAUCAAUGAAUACGCGGUCAAGUUUGUGAUCAAAAGAAAAAUCUCAACACAAUAGUAUUCCUGAGUGUGGAUUCGUAACAUAGAUGCUUAUAAAUGUUUAGUGUAUCAUCAAUUUCAUUGGUAAGGUUAUGCAAUUAACGAAAACGAAUGACUAAAAUUUGCUUAACUAAUAUUUAUUGUAUACAAUAGUUGUUACCAAGGGUAUUCCAAGGGUUUUAUUAACCUUUGUUCCCCAUCUGUAUCGCCAGGGAUCCGUGCUUCUUAUUCUCAAGUUAUAUUUUGAUAUCCUGAGGUUGAAGAUAUAGCUACUUCGAAUUCUACUCUUGUAUUUUAAAACCCCAGUCCGCCCGCAAUGCCCAACCCCGCCCCUGGCUGGCUCUCACUGUCUGGGGAACUCCGUGACCCCUGCUGUUUGUCCGGUGUACGUGUUGUUCUUU
Messenger RNA from Lethenteron reissneri (Far Eastern brook lamprey), 5356 nucleotides. It is a transcript of the gene PIGN, whose product is annotated as phosphatidylinositol glycan anchor biosynthesis class N. Gene Ontology annotation, cellular component: endoplasmic reticulum membrane. Lineage: Eukaryota; Metazoa; Chordata; Hyperoartia; Petromyzontiformes; Petromyzontidae. Gene Ontology annotation, biological process: GPI anchor biosynthetic process. Gene Ontology annotation, molecular function: mannose-ethanolamine phosphotransferase activity. The record is from RefSeq and is a predicted model, not a curated record.